UCUGACGCAGCACUAACGGUCGUACGUUACUUGCCCCGCCUCCUGGUUGCUCAACAGUAAAAUCAUGUCGUUAACAGUUAUUUUAGACUCACAACCUUAAAAUACGCAGUUACUAAGUGUGAAUAAGGCUGUAAAACUAAACUUCGAGCCACAGAGCCUUUUUGAGAGAAUGCUCCAGAGGCUCGCUGCGUGCCUGCGGCGGCCCGCUGCUGCUGCAGCCGGGGUACGAUGCCUCUCCUCGGGCACAGUGGACAUCACCGCCCCGCUGAACUUCUGGGAUGGGAAGAGAAGGACGAGCCAAGAGAAAAGCAACAAGGAAAAGGUUUACGAACCUGCAACUGGGCGGGUCUUGUGCCAUUUGGAGCCUUGUGGUGCCGCGGAGGUCAAUCAGGCCGUGAAGGCUGCCAUGUCGGCCUUUGGCCAUUGGAGCAAAAUGUCUGGGAUGGAGAGGGCGAGGAUCAUGAUAGAAGCUGCCCAUAUCAUCGAGAGCAGGAGAGAGGAGAUAGCUGAACUGGAGGUGGUCAACAAUGGGAAGUCCAUCACAGAGGCCCGUAUGGACGUUGACUCUGCCAGACUGUGUAUCGAGUAUUAUGCAGGCAUGGCCAGCACUCUGGCAGGCCAGCAUGUCCAGUUGUCUGGGGGAUCCUUUGCCUACACCCGCAGGGAGCCUCUGGGCGUCUGCGUCGGCAUCGGUGCUUGGAAUUAUCCUUUCCAGAUAGCUGCAUGGAAAUCAGCUCCAGCUCUGGCCUGUGGCAACUCCAUGGUGUUCAAGCCGUCACCGGUGACGCCCGUGACGGCGGUCAUCCUGGCUGAGGUCUACGACGAGGCCGGCGCUCCAGAGGGGCUGCUCAACGUGGUGCAGGGCGGCCAGGAGACCGGCAGCUUACUCUGCCACCACCCCGACGUAGCUAAGGUGUCCUUCACCGGGAGUGUGGCCACGGGCAAGAAGAUCAUGGAGAUGGCAUCCAAGGCGGUGAAGCCCGUGACUCUGGAGCUCGGGGGGAAAUCUCCUCUGCUCAUCUUUCAGGACAGCGAUCUGGAGAACGCCGUGAGGGGAGCUCUCAUGGCCAACUUCCUGUCUCAAGGCCAGGUCUGCAGCAACGGCACAAGGGUCUUUGUUCACAAGGAUAUUCUGCCUGAGUUUUUGGAGGAGGUGGUGAAGAGGACGAAGGCGAUCGAGAUAGGAGACCCACUAUUGGAGAGCACCCGAAUGGGAGCACUGGUCAACCAGACACAUCUGGAAAAAGUCCUGUCCUUUGUUGAUCAGGCGAAGAAAGAGGGAGCUACAGUGUUGUGCGGAGGUGAACCUUUUGUCCCAUCAGAUCCCAAACUCAGAGGUGGAUACUACAUGACUCCAUGUGUACUGGGUAACUGCACAGAUGACAUGACCUGUGUGAAGGAGGAGAUCUUCGGUCCCGUCAUGUCCGUGUUGUCUUUUGAAACAGAAGAGGAGGUGCUGCUGAGAGCCAACGACACCACCAUGGGUCUGGCUGCAGGAGUUUUCACCAGGGAUGUGAGGAGAGCGCAUCGCGUGGUGGAACACCUCAAGGCUGGUUCCUGCUUCAUCAACAACUACAACAUCACUCCUGUUGAGGUGCCCUUUGGAGGCUUCAAAAUGUCAGGCAUCGGGCGGGAGAACGGUCAGGUGACAGUUGAGUACUACUCCCAGCUGAAGACGGUGUUUGUGGAGAUGGGAGAUGUGGACAGCCUCUUCUAGAGGACACACACACAUCGAGAGGAAGGUGGCGCUGUAACUGUGACCUAGAGACUGAAACAGACGUUCUGGACCAGAACAACACGUCAGGGAAAGAGCAUCAAACCUUUAGUGUUCAAAAGUGAUGAGAAACAAGCCUGGAAGUCCGUCCUGAAAAUGAACCAGGAUAUAUGUCAAUAUUUUCUGAAUCUGAGGUACAUGUAACAGUGAGGAAAAUAGUUACGGAAAUAUUCAUUUGAAUCUGAAACACUUUUGAAAUCACAUUGUCGUCUGUGCCAAAAUGGAUCAAGUUAAAGUACUCAGUAUUUACUGAACCUUGAUUGAUUUCAGGUUCUAAGGCGUAGAGAGAAUUGCACAUUGUGAUAUAUGAUUUGCACUGUAUAUUUUCUUGCUUAAUAGAUUCUGUAAGCCAUGUAGAGAAUGACAUUUCUAGUUGUACUUAAGAACAGAAACGUUUACAAGUCAAGCUUUAUUUCUUGAACCAACCACAUCAAUAUAUUUUUAUAAACACAAAAUGUAAUCAGUCUAGAUUGUACACUUCAUAUACGCUUUUUGCACACUGCUGUUUAAAUUAGAACUGAGACAGUAACAUCCUGCCUUGUGGGUAGAGAUAAUUAUGUAAGGAACCAGUCCAAACACAUUUUCAUGUCGAAUAAAUUGUAACAUAACAAUAAACAGUGUUUAACAUUGCAAAAAAAUGAA
Sebastes umbrosus (honeycomb rockfish) is the source of this 2416-nucleotide messenger RNA. It is a transcript of the gene aldh9a1b, whose product is annotated as aldehyde dehydrogenase 9 family, member A1b. The coding region runs from base 170 to 1717 and encodes 515 amino acids. Lineage: Eukaryota; Metazoa; Chordata; Actinopteri; Perciformes; Sebastidae. Gene Ontology annotation, molecular function: aminobutyraldehyde dehydrogenase (NAD+) activity; 4-trimethylammoniobutyraldehyde dehydrogenase (NAD+) activity. The record is from RefSeq and is a predicted model, not a curated record. The transcript is spliced from 12 exons.